ACGGUGAGACGAUGAAGUGGAGAUGUAGUCUCGCGGGCAAUUGCGCGGCGCAGUGGACGCAUCGGCUGCUUCGGCUGCUGCAACGUUGAUAAAAAUGUGAAACUACGGGAGCGACGAUUCCGUCUGAAUAGCCAGAGCGAAAUAAAAAAUGGCGGCGAACAGCGAAGUGCCGGUGGACAUCAGCGAGAGUAACGCACUUGGCAGCGAUCACACGACACUUAAGAUGGAAACCAUGGAAGUAGCUGAGCCAGUGGUGCCAUUGGGAAAGGACGCAGCGACGCCAAAUGACAAGGAGGCAGUGUCAGUGGACGACAUGACCUCGCGAGACUACUACUUCGACUCGUAUGCACACUUUGGGAUUCAUGAAGAGAUGCUGAAGGAUGAGAUAAGGACAAUGACGUACAGAAACAGUAUGUACCACAACAAGCACCUGUUCAAGGGUAAAACGGUACUGGACAUAGGCUGCGGCACAGGUAUCCUGUCGAUGUUCGCAGCGAAGGCAGGGGCGACUCGCGUCAUCGGCAUCGAGUGCUCGAACAUAGUCGAAUAUGCAAAGAAGAUCGUGGAGGCGAACCAGCUCUCGAAUGUGAUAACGAUCCUGAAGGGAAAAGUGGAGGAAGUGACUCUGCCGGAUGGUAUUGAGAAGGUAGACAUAAUAAUAUCCGAAUGGAUGGGCUACUGCUUGUUCUACGAAUCGAUGCUGGACACGGUCCUGUUUGCCCGAGAUAAGUGGCUGUGUGAAGACGGAAUGCUGUUUCCGGACAAGGCGACACUUUUCAUAUGCGGCAUCGAGGACCGCCAAUAUAAGGACGAGAAGAUAAAUUGGUGGGACGACGUCUACGGAUUUGACAUGAGCAGUAUCAGGAAAGUUGCGAUAAGCGAGCCGUUGGUGGACGUUGUCGACCCAAAACAGGUUGUGACGAAUGCUUGCCUGAUAAAAGAGGUCGAUCUGUACACGGUAACAAAGGCGGACCUGGAUUUCACGUCGCCGUUCAAUCUACAGGUCAGAAGGAACGACUACGUCCAGGCUCUGGUCACAUUCUUCAACAUAGAGUUUACCAAGUGCCACAAACGCAUAGGAUUCAGUACGGCGCCUGAGGCCCAGUACACGCACUGGAAACAGACUGUAUUUUACUUUGACGAUUACAUGACUGUGAAAAAAGGGGAGGAAAUAUAUGGAGUGUUCUCAAUGAAGCCCAACGCGAGAAAUAAUCGAGACCUCGACUUCAGCAUCGAACUUGACUUCAAGGGUGAAUUGUGCGAGGUGCACGAAACUAAUACGUACCGCAUGCGCUGAUUCACACUUGGCGUAUAAAGAGAAAAUAUGAAAAUUGAUCUAGCUACUUCCGCAUUCUCUAUUAGAUAUUAAGUCCGCCUUUCGGCCAAUUCUCGUGGCUCACUCAGCCGUGCCACUCUGGUCCGAUAACGACAAAAAUUACGACCUGACCCGAGCCGUGGGUCAAAAGGAGAAGCUUGGAUAUUCGCGAUAAUCCGUUGUGGAAAAAUGGGAUUCCAUUUUUAUUUAGGAGAAAUUAGAAGAAAUAAUAAAAAUUAAAAAAAAAAAUUAAAAAAUUACCAUACUUUACAUUGAUCUUUCUUGAAGAGGGACAAAUUAACCAAACAUCACAAAGAUGAAUUUUCCUAUACAAUUAAUACCAACCCCCUAUAAGUUAUCUUAAUUAUAACAUAUUUGGCUCACAGGUUCUUACAUCAAAUAUUCUUCUUUUUAGUUUUUUCUUGAUUUUAACUCGCUUUUGUCAGACAAAUGGUAUUCUCGAUUAAUGGCAAGGAUGUUUCUACCCGCAACAGCAUCCUUUUGCCAUGCUAUUGUUUUUGUUCAUACAUUUUUUUUCCUAGUACCAAUAAAAUUACAUAUUUACUUGGAAGUAUAGGAAUUGAAAUGUAGACUAACAAUUCGGAGUUUUUGAAGCUCCUAUUUUUAACAUUAUUUUUGUUGUUCGACUUCAAUGACCGAUAAAAAAUAGUAUAUGCUCCGAAUAGGUUAUAAUUCAAAUCUAAGCGAUAAUGAAAUAUUAGCCAAUAUUUCAAAAACAAUUACCAAUUCACAUCAUCGAGCGUGGAAGUAAAUGAUUUAUCGACACAGGGACUAGGCUAUCGAUUAUUGUUCUAUUAUUGAUUUCGAUUCACAUAAUAAUUGUAACAACGGAGAAUCUUCUUUGUCUGAGUUGAUAAUUCUAGUCAGGUAAAAUCGGUUUUCUACUAGGUUGCUAACUAGACAAGGUAAUUGUCAAACCAGCAGGCAAACGUAUUUCUAAUCAUGCCGACAGACCGCCAAGUCACAGUGCAGCUGUAUAUAUUAUACUAUGUAUAAUUUUUAUAAGGAAUCAUUACUGUUUGUUAGAUUGAUGUGAAAACGGAAAACGGAACACGAAAAACAAACUUCUUUCCCCACUCUCAUCCCAUUUCUUUGAGUCCCGUAAUAUGCCAGGGUUCCAUUGCAACGUGAUUAUAUAAUUAUGUAUGUAACAAUAAAAUUAAUACAUUUGCUAUGAA
Messenger RNA from Neodiprion fabricii, 2514 nucleotides. RefSeq names its product protein arginine N-methyltransferase 1 (gene Art1). Gene Ontology annotation, molecular function: protein-arginine N-methyltransferase activity. Lineage: Eukaryota; Metazoa; Arthropoda; Insecta; Hymenoptera; Diprionidae. Gene Ontology annotation, biological process: peptidyl-arginine methylation. Gene Ontology annotation, cellular component: nucleus. The record is from RefSeq and is a predicted model, not a curated record. Bases 149 to 1297 code for a protein of 382 amino acids. The transcript is spliced from 2 exons.